UAGCGACGGUUAGCCUUAGAUACGCACAGUCGCGCGACAUCGGUCUUGGCACGAUACUCACGUUUCUUAUCUGACAUGUUUAGCGUCUUAAUUACGAUAGGAAGUGGAAAAUAGAAAUUAUUUUAGUGCAUAGUACUGAGCAAGGUAUCAAGCCUUUUUGAGUUUGAUUCUGCUCGACUGAUAGAAAACACAAUUUAAAGAGAGGAAUGCGAUAAAUUAAAUUGAUUGCACGCCACGUUUAAUAAGCAACAAUGACAUCGCCUGUACAGCAGUUCACAGAUUAUAGCUCCGACGACGGCCAAACAAAGAUUAAAUCUGAGGUAAGGGUGGAGAACAUCGAGAAUGGGGGUAAUGAAACAACACCAGAACAACCUAUGACUGAUCUGUUCAAAGGUCAGGAUAUCAAGCGAUCAGAUACACCAGAGACAUUUCUGACAGAUUAUACAUAUAAGCCAGAUAUAACAUUGCCAUGUGAUCAAUGCAGAGUAUACAUUGACAUAAGGCACCUUAAUCACCAUCGUGAUUAUCAUAAGGCUCUGUUAACUCUGAACUACAAAGGAACCAGGAGACCACAAAACUUGGACUCACUUCUGAAGAAAAGGAAUGCUGCUAUUCACAGACUCAAAAAAGAGACAAGCAUAGACAGCCCUAUAGAGCCAAAGCAGAUUCAGAAGAUCAAUGAAGCAUAUGAGCUUCUCAAAGCAGAUCUUGAAGACACUUUUGAAGUAUGUCGCCAGGUAAGAGAACAUGUUGAUACAAGCUGCAAAACUGUAGCACUAACCUGCAGCCCUGGUUGUGCACUUGCUGUUGGCAUAAGCUCAAGUGCAAAUAAACGCUGGAAUAGUGACAUGGAGGACACACAUGUAUAUCAAGACUGUUUUGGUCAGGAUGCCAGUAAGUGUUAUUUGGGUUUGUUUGAUGGAUAUCAUGGCCACUUUACUGCUGAAGUUGCUGCAAGUCUGCUGCAUAAGAUGUUUCUACAUGAGCUAUGUAAAUCUGACAAAUCAUUGAAGGAAACACAUGUUGAAAACUACAGUGCUUAUACAGAUAUUGCCCAUCAUAGUUUUGUCUUCGGUCCUGAUUCAAAACUGGACCUGAAUUCAAGCGACGAAAGAUUAAAUGAUAAAGAUAAGUGCCAGGAAAAAUCAGCCCAAAACAGUAAGCAUUUACAUGAAAACAGUUUUCACCAUGUCAACAUUCAUCAAGAUGAUGAUGAAAUGACUCAGCAUAUUAUUCAGCUAUGUGAAGAAAAGUAUGAUAAACUGCAGACAGAGUUUCCUUCUUCAACCCUGCAGAAUACAUUGAAAUCAACAGAUGGUAAGACAGAGAAGACACAACAUCCAAAGGCCAAAGAAAUCGCAAAAGCGUUUGACAAGAGCUACCAUCUUCUGGACAUCCUGCUGUCUUAUGGUAAAGAUGAGUGGUCCAAAGUACGUUGGAGUGGGUGCUCAGCACUUACUGUACUGAUAGAAAGUUUAUCUGACAAGACAGAAAACAGUGAAAUGGUUGACAGCAGAAAAGAUACAACAGAAAGAGAGAUGGAAGGUACCAAUGACAAGAAAAAUGAUGGAGAAAAGAUUUUUGACCCACCAAAGGUUAAAGGCUACAUUCACCUUGCAAAUGCUGGCAGUGUUCGCGCUGUGUUAGUGAGAGGCAACAGAGCUUACAGACUGUCACGUGACCACACUCCAGACAAUCCAAAGGAGAGGGAGAGAGUGAUCAAAGCAGGUGGCACCAUAACUUCUAGCUCAAAGAAGAACCAUGUAAAUGGAGUACUGUCAACAACCAGGGGUCUUGGCAACCAUGGUGACUUAAGUUUAAAGAAAUGUGUACUUGUGGAGCCAUAUGCUACAAAUGUAGUGGUGGACCAGUAUGCACAGUUCCUUGUUCUUGGAACAACUGGGAUAUGGGACAUUUUCUCAGACCAGGAAGUGGCAAAUCUUCUCAUGAGACUGCUGCCUGCAAAUCAGAUUCCACCACCACGCAAAAUGUCCAUCUCUGUUGCGGAGCUACUGGGUGUUCAGACAAGCAGACCAGGAAGUGAGCUUGCUUCUGUCAGCAAAAAGGUUCUGUUCAACCCUGAGAGCCCAAAGAACCAAUCAGAGAAGGUGGAAACUGGUUCUGUCAAAAGGCAUGGUAAUUUUCUGAUAUCAGAAAAGGGCAUGAAUGAUGCAGCAGUGACAGAAAAGGUUCAUCCAGAUUACUCUGCAUCAGUGCUGAAUAUACCUGCAGACCUAAAGACAGAAGUUGGCAGCUGUUUAGGAGAUCUAGAGGAUCAAAUUUUGGUGAAACAGGAAGGCAUUGAUAUGCUGUCCAUUCCUGUACAGUCACAUCUUCAACUAGAAGGACAAGGGACAGUGGAAGAACAAGAGAGAGAGCUGGCUCGCAUGAUGGCAGAGCAUCUGGUACAAGCUGCUCUUCUGGCUGGCGCUCAUCACAAUAUAACAGCAAUGGUGAUUCUCUUCCCUGGAUAUAAAAUUUAAUGUUAUUUGAUGUUUUGAUAUCCUUCAUGGAUAUAAAGGAAAUUAAGAUGAUUCUCUGACAUUGUAGGCUACACAUAAGGUCAUAUUAAACAGAUGGAAUAUUUCUUCAUCUUUCUCUCACUCACAUUCAAAUCUGUACAUGCAUACACACUAAUAUGCUUGCUUAAUGCUUUUCACUCAUUACAAAUAAACCCCAUUCUGAUUAAAAUAUUUUUAAGCUUUAAAUUCCAAUGUGACUAGAUUACUUUCAUUUACCUUUGUGUAUCAGUGCCUUUUGUAUCUGCCUAAUUGUCCAGCCUAAUAAUCUUCUUUAAGGAUUUUCAGAAGCAAAGGUCUUUAGGGCUGAUAACUGUUGACCCCUGGCACGCCUGCACAAACUCAAUUUAUCAUAUGCAACAUAUAUAUUCUUCAAGCAUGCCCCAUGUUUGAUGACCUAUGGCAGUGGUUCUCAAAGUGUGGGCCGCAGGCAUAAGUCAGGCGGUCAUAAGUCAGCAAAGUGAUGUUUAAAUCGCCAGAUACGCUAAUUAGUCCAGUACUGAUUUCACAUGAGUUUUGAUGCCCAACUGCUCGCUGGCAUAAAACGCUGGCUUACCAGCUAAGUCUUCAUGUCACAGCAUGGCAUUGGUUCAUUAAGGUGGCAAACCUGCAGAAGAAACUGUUAGGAUCAGCUGUAUCAAUGCAGAAAAUGAUGGCCUAUCACUGCAACUGGUUUAGCUGUCUAGCAUGAAAAACAGCAGAAGAUAAAAAUCAAAGCUCUGUGCAGUAUUGUAGGCAAUAUUGUGACUUGAUUGAAUAUGUUCAUUCCAAAAGCAUUUUCUGGUUAGUAUAUUUCUCACUCAGAAAGCCAAGUGGGCAAAGUUUUAUUUUUGUGGGCCGGUCUAAAAAUUCUAAGCUAUGAGGCGGGCCCGUAAAAUAUAAAAAUAAUCCAGGCCAGGUGACAACAAAACAAACUUAGUGAUAAUGGAAUGGAAAACAAAUGAGUACAUAAUGGCGUUCACUUACAGAAUUUAUUGUGUAAAGUGAAACUGUUUGAAUUCCCUCACAAUAAAACUUUAAAACCAACUUUUCCUUUGAAGGCAGCCGCCGCCAGUGUUCUCUAAUGACUCCAUCAAAUAUGUCACCCAUGUUA
Messenger RNA from Pomacea canaliculata, 3612 nucleotides. RefSeq names its product protein phosphatase 2C-like domain-containing protein 1. Bases 252 to 2483 code for a protein of 743 amino acids. Gene Ontology annotation, biological process: protein dephosphorylation. Gene Ontology annotation, molecular function: protein serine/threonine phosphatase activity. The transcript has 5 exons. NCBI's taxonomy places the organism in Eukaryota, Metazoa, Mollusca, Gastropoda, Architaenioglossa, Ampullariidae. The record is from RefSeq and is a predicted model, not a curated record.